AUGCUCCUCUCCAAACCACCAUUUUCGAUUCUAGAAACCUUCUCCAAGCUUGAUGACCUGAUCGACGGCAACGCAGAGUUGGCCGAAGCUAUCUUCAAGGCUGGCUUCCAAGCGUUCUUAGCACCCACUCUUGAUAGUGAGUGGGUCGCCUCCAUUGUGCCCGAAAAGUAUGUCUGUGAUGAGUACCAGAUCUACUCCAUCGUUAUGGAUCAUAUGAAUGUGAAGACAUCAAAAAACGACAUGGAAAAAGCGCGGAGUUGCAUCAACCAAUUCUAUCGAGAGUGGAGUGAAGAGGGGCAAGUCGAGCGGUCGAAGUGCUUUGAUCCCGUCAUCUCAGCCCUACAGACUGAAUUCAGUCUACGCAAAGAAGAUCAGCCCGAACUUGAUCGAUCUUCCAUGAACGUGCUUGUACCUGGUGCUGGAUUGGGCCGAUUGGUCUUUGACAUAUGUCGUGCUGGGUUCAGCGUUGAAGGUAACGAGAUCUCGUACCACGAACUGAUGGCUAGUUCCGUCAUACUCAACCACACGCAAAAUGUUGGCCAAUUCAGAAUUGCCCCCUUUGCAUUGAGUUGCUCAAACCACAUCUCUCGCACGGACCAGCUCCGUACUAUACAGAUUCCCGACGUACAUCCAAGCACCGAGCUGGCAAGUGCUAAUCAGUCCAAUGUACCGGCUCAUGAACGCAUGAGCAUGGCCACAGGCGACUUCUGCAUCCUUUACAGUCAGGCCGAGUACGCGAACACUUUUGAUGCUGUAACUUCAGUCUUCUUCAUCGAUACUGCUCCAAACAUUAUCCGUUAUAUCGAAACCGUACGAAAUUGCCUCAAGCCUGGCGGCUUAUGGGUCAAUUUGGGACCACUAUUGUGGCACCAUGCGCCGCACAAGGAUGAUGAUGACGAGAGAAAAGAGAAAAGGACUAGAAAUCAAGUUGACGAUGCCGGCAUUGGGGACCCUGGCUCAAUUGAGCUUAGCAAUGAAGAAGUUCUUGCUCUUGUACAACAUUUUGGGUUCACGAUCGAGAGGGAAGAAAUUGGCAGCUUUGAGACAGGGUACAUGACGAACCCCAAAAGCAUGCUGCAAAGCAACUAUAGACCAGCAUCCUGGACAGCAAGGAAAAAGGAGGAUGACAGCUUGAGCUAA
Parastagonospora nodorum SN15 is the source of this 1140-nucleotide messenger RNA. RefSeq lists its product as hypothetical. The transcript has a single exon. NCBI's taxonomy places the organism in Eukaryota, Fungi, Ascomycota, Dothideomycetes, Pleosporales, Phaeosphaeriaceae. The coding region runs from base 1 to 1140 and encodes 379 amino acids. Gene Ontology annotation, molecular function: S-adenosylmethionine-dependent methyltransferase activity. The record is from RefSeq and is a predicted model, not a curated record.